Nomascus leucogenys (northern white-cheeked gibbon) is the source of this 1442-nucleotide messenger RNA. It is a transcript of the gene ACTL7B, whose product is annotated as actin like 7B. The record is from RefSeq and is a predicted model, not a curated record. Gene Ontology annotation, cellular component: cytoplasm; nucleus. Lineage: Eukaryota; Metazoa; Chordata; Mammalia; Primates; Hylobatidae.
CCGGGUGGUUGUCAUGGCACUGCUGGAGGUGGGGAAUCUCAUUUCUCCCCAGGGAGCUCUAGGCUGUGGAUGUGAGAAGGGGAGCAAGGGAGGCAGAUGGCGACAAGGAACAGCCCCAUGCCCCUGGGCACGGCUCAGGGUGACCCUGGAGAGGCAGGAACACGGCCCGGCCCUGACGCCGGCCUCCAGGACACAGGUGCAGCCACUCAGCUCAAGAUGAAGCCCAGGAAGGUGCGCAAGAUCAAGGCGAUCAUCAUCGACCUGGGCUCCCAAUACUGCAAGUGCGGCUACGCGGGAGAGCCGAGGCCCACCUACUUCAUCUCCUCCACCGUAGGCAAACGCUGCCCUGAGGCGGCCGACGCUGGCGACAUCCGCAAGGGGACCUUAGUGGGCCAUGAGCUGCUCAACACGGAGGCGCCUCUCAAGCUGGUGAACCCGCUGAAGCACGGCAUCGUGGUGGACUGGGACUGCGUGCAGGACAUCUGGGAGUACAUCUUCCGCACGGCCAUGAAGAUCCUCCCCGAGGAGCACGCUGUGCUGGUCUCCGACCCUCCGCUCAGCCCCAGCAGCAACCGGGAGAAGUACGCGGAGCUCAUGUUUGAGACCUUCGGCAUCCCAGCCAUGCACGUGACGUCCCAGUCGUUGCUGUCCAUCUACUCCUACGGCAAGACCUCGGGGCUGGUGGUGGAGAGCGGGCACGGCGUCUCGCACGUGGUGCCCAUCUCCGAGGGCGACGUGCUGCCGGGCCUGACCAGCCGCGCCGACUACGCUGGGGGUGACCUCACCAACUACCUGAUGCAGCUGCUCAACGAGGCGGGCCACGAAUUCACGGACGACCACCUGCACAUCAUAGAGCACAUCAAGAAGAAGUGCUGCUACGCGGCCUUCCUGCCCGAGGAGGAGCUGGGCCUGGUCCCGGAGGAGCUGCGCGUGGACUACGAGCUCCCGGACGGCAAACUCAUCACCAUUGGCCAGGAGCGCUUCCGCUGCUCUGAGAUGCUCUUCCAGCCCUCCCUGGCGGGCAGCACCCAGCCGGGCCUCCCGGAGCUCACGGCCGCCUGCCUGGGCCGCUGCCAGGGCACGGGCUUCAAGGAGGAGAUGGCCGCCAACGUGCUGCUGUGUGGCGGCUGCACCAUGCUGGAUGGCUUCCCUGAGCGCUUCCAGAGGGAGCUGAGCCUCCUCUGCCCGGGGGACAGCCCUGCAGUGGCUGCCGCUCCCGAGAGGAAGACCUCCGUGUGGACCGGCGGCUCCAUCCUGGCCUCCCUGCAGGCCUUCCAACAGCUCUGGGUCAGCAAGGAAGAGUUUCAGGAGCGGGGCAGCAUGGCCAUUUACAGCAAGUGCUGAGCCUAGGCAUCUGCACAGACAAGGCCUCCAGCACAGGUGACUACAGGCCACUCUAUACACAUUUACAGAAUUUGACAUAAAGCUUUACUCUGAAAUGG